UUGCUUUGCUUGCCUGUAUUCAGACAUCUGUGGGACUUACCUUGGUGCUGGCUUGCCAAGCAAAUUCCAGUAAGUGCAUCCAGCCACCGAACAACUGGAAAAGUAAAUCCUCACAAUAUUAAGUGAGACUUAACCCGUGUUAUUGAGAUUGUCAGGCCUUUGGGCGCCUGGAAUUAACUUCAAGAGGGAUUCUGGGGCUCUUUGGAACCUUUCCCCAGAUUUUGGCUCGUGUAUGAAGUCACAUUAAAGAGGGCGUGGUUGCCUGCUUGGUUCAUUGCUCUGUUGCAGCUGCACACACAUUGCCAUCGGCAUCUCUUCCAAGCUUAGGGAGGAACCAGAGAUAAGGACGCGGAGAAAAGGGACCCAGACUUGCAAUGCCAUUCGGAUCCUUCUUCAAGAGGUUCUUCAAGAAGUCGACCAAAGACUUGGCCACCAAAUAUGGCGGCGAAGAUGCCGGUAAUUUGGUUGAUGGAGCAGUGGAUGCGGGCUUCGCUCACCUCCGGCUGGACGAGAAAAUGGACGGCAUGUUGAACUCCUUCACCGGAGGCCAACAAGAGCACCUCAUGAGUCUCUUCGGAGAUGUGGGGGGCGAUCCAGUGGUCAUGGAGCAGACCGUCAGCAAGAAGGGAUUGGACCCAGCUUUGGUUGGCAGUGUGAUCAGCAUGAUCUCUGGCGGAGGCGGGGGUGGAGGGGGAGGCGGAGGAGGAGCCUCUGGCGGCGGGUUCGAUAUCGGUAGCCUCAUACAGACAGUGGCCAGUCUGACUAAGGGAGGCGGAGGAUCAGGUGGAGCUGGCGUGGAAGGAUUUCUUAGCUUGAUCAUGAAUGCGGCAGGGGGUGGGGGAGGCGGAACGGGCUCUACUAAUAAUAUCCUUCAAGUUAUCAUCGGUCUUGCCAAGUCUUUUUUUUCAACACAAUCGGGAAAGAAUCCCGCCCUGCAAGAUUGGGGCUCGGCUGGCGCCAAGGGCAAUGGCGAUCUGACCAGUUGGGCCAUGGCCAUGGUCCGUGACCUAAUUUUCCCGGGUAAAAAGGCCAAGGACGUGAUUGACGAAGAUCCGGGUGACAAGCCUAACCCGCAAGGCAAAGAGGGAAUCAAGGGUUGGUUCGAUGAUCACCCCGAAAUUGGUAAAAUGCAGAAGGAUGUGUUUGAUGAUAUCUUUGAUACUCGAGAUGACGAUGACGAGAACCGUCUAGUGGAUGAUCCCACGCCCGUGAUCCCCAUCCCCAAAGGCUUCAAAGAGGACUGCUCCAUUCUCGAUAAAGCUUCCAUUCUCUUCCUGAACAAUAAGAUUCUGCUUGAUCUUCGCAAGGAAUGGCGAUUUUGUUACUCAACCAAAACCAACGCCCAAGAUUUUGACGAGUUCUUCGACUUAAUUGCGCUGAAGGGCCCCACCUUGAUCAUUAUUCAAGAAAGCAAUGGAAAUGUGUUCGGUGCCUUUACCUCCACGAGCUGGUCGGACUCCCAAGGUGGCUGGAUGGGCAACGGAGAUUCGUUUAUAUUCUCAUUGAAGCCCAAGAUGGCAGUGUUCUACUCCACUGGCAAAGACGAUAACAUCAUGUACUGCUCGCGCGACGAAGGCCUCGGAUUGGGCGGCCGGGUUGGCCGUCAUGGUCUCUCUAUCAGCACUUCCUUGGAAUCUGGAUCUUACCACGAAGACGUGGAUACAUUCGACUUGCCACCAAUCAUGGCUGAAGAAUUUGAAAUCUCGCACAUUGAAGUUUGGGCUUUAGGACCUGAGACGGACGAGUCCACCGAGAGCUCCAAGCUACAUAUCCGCAGGGCUAACACAAAUAUUACCAGCAAUCGCGGAGUCGAUAUGGAUGAUCUGAUGGGUCAAAUCUCUUAGAAAGGGCUUCAGUUGAAAUCCUGCUCUCAGCCGAUCCUGCCUAGCUUCUUGAAUCUAUUUUCAAUUCAUGGAUUAAUUAUAUAAUAGCCUUAAUGUGACUUGCUGCUAUGUUCCUAUGUUAUGCUUAUGUUCAAAAAUGCAAAAAUAUACAACUCUACCCUAA
Tigriopus californicus is the source of this 2007-nucleotide messenger RNA. RefSeq names its product calpain clp-1-like. The record is from RefSeq and is a predicted model, not a curated record. The transcript has a single exon. Bases 375 to 1844 code for a protein of 489 amino acids. Lineage: Eukaryota; Metazoa; Arthropoda; Copepoda; Harpacticoida; Harpacticidae.